Messenger RNA from Brienomyrus brachyistius, 697 nucleotides. RefSeq names its product RNA polymerase II subunit I (gene polr2i). NCBI's taxonomy places the organism in Eukaryota, Metazoa, Chordata, Actinopteri, Osteoglossiformes, Mormyridae. The record is from RefSeq and is a predicted model, not a curated record. The transcript is spliced from 6 exons. Gene Ontology annotation, cellular component: RNA polymerase II, core complex. Gene Ontology annotation, biological process: maintenance of transcriptional fidelity during transcription elongation by RNA polymerase II; transcription-coupled nucleotide-excision repair; transcription initiation at RNA polymerase II promoter. Gene Ontology annotation, molecular function: nucleic acid binding; zinc ion binding; DNA-directed RNA polymerase activity. The coding region runs from base 97 to 477 and encodes 126 amino acids.
CGCAUGCGUGAGAGGUCCUGAGCAGUGGGUGCGGAGAGCGCAUUCGCAUUUUUCACUCCUAUAAGUGGUAUUAUUUGCCGUUUUUGUGUGUUGGAGAUGGAGCUUGAGGGUGGUACUUAUGAGCCUGGGUUUGUGGGAAUCCGGUUCUGUCAAGAAUGCAACAACAUGCUGUAUCCGAAAGAAGACAAAGAGAACCGCAUUUUACUCUACGCAUGCAGGAACUGCGAUUACCAGCAAGAAGCCGAUAACAGCUGCAUCUAUGUCAACAAGAUCACACACGAGGUUGAUGAACUAACUCAGAUUAUAGCAGAUGUGUCCCAAGACCCCACCCUGCCUCGUACUGAAGACCAUCCAUGUCCCAAGUGCGGACACAAGGAGGCGGUGUUCUUCCAGUCUCACAGCAUGAAAGCUGAGGAUGCAAUGAGGCUAUACUAUGUGUGCACAGCGCCUCACUGUGGACAUCGCUGGACUGAGUGAAGAGGAGCGGGAGGAAGGUGGCGCAUACGUACAUCAAAAUGAUCUCAGGCCAGCGGAGAUGCUGUCUGUCACAGGGUUGUGUCUCCAUGUCCUCUGCGACUGGCUUCCACAUCGGAACAGAAACUGCUUUCCGUGGUGUUGUUGUGUGACUGGUGUUUGAGAGGAACAGCAAACAACUGGCCGAUUUUUUUUUUUUUUAAUUUAGUUUUAUUUUUGUCAG